CUUCACACUGCUGCUCAGAAGUGAUAUACAGACAAAGUGAAUUUUUCCAUUUUUUCCCCACAAUGUCAUCGAUCUAACUGUACAUUUUUUCCUUGUGGUUUAUCCAUCAAACUUAAUUUUUUCAACCCUUCUUUGGAAGAGGAACAAAUGGAUCCUGAAGCAAUUUACUUUGACUACCAGGAUCCCGCUACUCUUACAGAUGAGGUGUGUCGAAAGGAACGAGUGGCCGAAAUUGGAUCCAUCGUUAUCCCGUUAUUCUUCGGCAUUGUGGUUAUCCUCAGUCUCUGUGGUAACAGUUUGGUUCUGGCGAUUCUUGCAUAUUAUGAGAAUCUCAAAUCGUUGACCAACAUCUUCAUUCUCAACCUGGCGAUAUCGGACCUGCUGUUCACUGUCGGAUUGCCGUUCUGGGCUUGUUACCACAUCUGGGGUUGGACUCUCGGAGAACCAGCGUGCCAAGCCGUCUGCUUCAUCUUCUACGCCGGGUUUUACAGCAGCAUCGUGUUCCUGGUGCUGAUGACCAUUCAGCGCUACAUAGCUGUAGUGCAUCCUCUCUCAGACUGGGAAAGAGGACAGAGGUUGGCACUAGUCCCCUAUCUCGCCUGGGCAUUCAGCAUCGCGGCGGCUUUGCCGGCUCCAUUCUACAGCUCUUUAAUGGCUGACCCAGCAAACCCUUCCCAACUCUACUGUGAGUAUAAUUCCACCGAGGCGGAACUCGCGCUCACGUACGAACAGAACGGCUUUUUCGUCCUCACCUUUGCGAUUAUGGGUUUCUGUUACGUGAACAUUCUCCGGACUAUCUUCAGGGCGAGAACGAACAAGAGACACCGGACUAUCCGACUCAUCUUCACGAUCGUAGUCGUCUUCUAUCUCGGCUGGGCUCCUUACAACCUGGUGAUUUUUUUACAAACCUUCACCUAUCUCAAGGUCGAGUUUUUCACAGACUGCGAUGUCACGAAGCAUCUGGACUACGCCGAAUACGUCUGUAAGCUGUUGGCGUUUUCACACUGCUGCCUUAAUCCCGUGUUUUAUGUUUUCGUCGGGGUGAAAUUCAGGAAUUAUCUAAAGGAGAUCCUGCAGAAAAUUUUUCAAAGGCCACCCAUCACGAGUGCGCCCCAAACACGAACCGCUCAAGCACAGUCAAUGGGCUCCUUGUACUGAUACUGUAACAACCAUGGAAGCAGUGAUCGAACUGUCCGAUUCAGUGUAAAUAAGUCUGUGACUUUGUUGGACUAACUGCUUGAAAUGUAGUACUGCAGAGCUUAUUGUGUCACGGUACUGAAAACUGUUUAUAGUAUUGAUAUGUAGAAGUGCAAGGUCCUUUAAGGGUGCUGUAUGUAGUGCUUUACCUGAGCUGUUUUGUGAAAGUGUUAGAAAUAUGUAAAAAAAAAAAGAAAGAAAAAAAAGCUACAUAGAUUCGCUGUCCACUAGGAACAACUGUAGUUCCAUGCACUCAACAUGUAGUGUUUUAGUUAAUAUUCACAACAAAAAUCCUCAAAAAAAAAAAGGAAAAAAAUAUUCUCAGGGAUUCCGACCGAUGGUGCUGGAUAAGCAGGUCCAAAUAUUGAACUUGCAUGGAUUUUUUAUUUCAUUUUUUUUUAAUGCCAACAGUCUAUACAUUUCAUAGAGUUACACAGAUUCAGAGAUAAGAGCGGACAGUUCGGAUUUGGGCUGACACUGUAACUUUUUAGUUUUUUGGAGCAACAGCACUUUACAGAAAAAGCUCUCUCAUCAAAUCUCAUUCAGAAUGCGUCACAACAGCAGGGUUCGACUCCUAGAUGGACAUAAAAAAAUCUGCCAGCUGGUCUUUAUUUUAUGUACAGGUGGUUUCUAAUGAAAGUAAAAAAAAAGUACAAUGUGUAUACUAUUUUUAUAAUUAAAGAUGAUGAUUGGAUCUGGCUAAGAAUGUGGCUAAGAACAGUGGAAGAAGGAAGUUGUCAGUAGAUUAAUAAAUAUAAUAGUUUAUGUUAAAAUAAAUACCACAGCACGAUGACAGUAAUAUUCACAUUGUGUUUACUUCCUGAAUGUUCAUGUCACUGUUGAUGCCAGGAACCUUUGUGACGCAAUUUAGAAUAUAACCUUUAAAAAAAUGUU
This is a messenger RNA of Clarias gariepinus (North African catfish), 2091 nucleotides long. Its product is annotated as chemokine XC receptor 1-like. Gene Ontology annotation, molecular function: chemokine receptor activity. Gene Ontology annotation, biological process: chemotaxis; immune response; G protein-coupled receptor signaling pathway. The coding region runs from base 148 to 1158 and encodes 336 amino acids. The transcript is spliced from 2 exons. Gene Ontology annotation, cellular component: membrane. NCBI's taxonomy places the organism in Eukaryota, Metazoa, Chordata, Actinopteri, Siluriformes, Clariidae. The record is from RefSeq and is a predicted model, not a curated record.